Messenger RNA from Talaromyces marneffei, 1305 nucleotides. RefSeq lists its product as uncharacterized. Gene Ontology annotation, molecular function: hydrolase activity, acting on carbon-nitrogen (but not peptide) bonds. The transcript has a single exon. Bases 1 to 1305 code for a protein of 434 amino acids. The record is from RefSeq and is a predicted model, not a curated record. Lineage: Eukaryota; Fungi; Ascomycota; Eurotiomycetes; Eurotiales; Trichocomaceae.
AUGCGUGUACGUGUGGAUCAGGAAGCCAGCUCUAGGCUACCACAGCGCCCAGCGUCGACGACACAACGUUCGAUUAUCUCUGAUAAAAAAUUAAAAGGAUUGAAGGCUUCACUUCUGAUACCCGGCCGUGGGGAGCCCAUAAAAGAUGGCGCAGUUGUGAUUGAUGGCCCGAAAAUCGCCUGGGUCGGCGAUCAGUCCGCUAUUCCAACCAAGUAUGAAGACGUUGGGUUCAAAGACGUCCCAGUCUUGAUGCCGGGUCUCUGGGACUGUCAUACACACUUCCAAGGGAUGGAUAACGAAGACGACAAUAUACAAGUUUUAUUCAGCUCUGCGGCGCUGCAAGGUGCACGCGCUGCGAAGGAGCUUGAGACGGCCUUAAUGGCCGGCGUUACCACUAUACGCGAGGUAGGUGGAAUAGCAGGAGAGAUAUGGCCAGCUAUAAAAAAGGGUACUCUCGUUGGUCCGAACGUGUACUCCAGCAUCGGCGUGUUGGGCAUAACCGGUGGUCAUUCAGAUAUCCAUAACGUACCCAUCGAAGAAGUUCUUGCCAGACGGAGCACUGGCCCUUUUGUUGUAUGCGAUGGAGUUUCGGACUGCAUCAAGACUGUUAGAUUAAUGGUACGCAGAGGCGCGACACUUAUUAAGAUUUGCGCAACUGGUGGCGUGGGUUCCUUGCUGGAUGAUCCAGAGGAUGCCCAAUUCUCACCAGAAGAAAUCAAAGCCAUUGUCGACGAGGCAGCACGCACGAAGAGAAUAGUUGCAGCACACUGUCAUGGGAAAGAGGGUAUAAUGAAUGCUCUGAAUAAUGGUGUACACACUAUUGAGCAUGGAAGUUAUCUGGAUGAGGAGGUUGCUUCAUUGAUGAGGGUAAAGAAUGCUAUUUUCGUUUCGACUAGAUUGAUUGUUGAGGAGGGCCUCAAAAAUCCCAACGUCUUCCCACCAAGUAGUUAUCAGAAGCUACUCAAGAUCAGUGAUGCGCAUAAAAAAGCAUACGCAUUGGCCAUCAAAUCCGGGGUCAAAGUGGCACUCGGUACAGACUGGACAGCCGGCGAGAAUGGAAAGGAACUCGCUUAUGCUGUUGAAGCCGGCAUGUCUCCCUUGCAAGCUAUUGAGGCUUGUACGGCUCGAUGUCCAGAAACACUGGGGUCGCAUUUUGCGCCCUUAUCGGGUCAGUUAAAGGAAGGAUAUGAUGCUGAUGUGAUAGCAGUGGCGAGUAAUCCUUUGGACGAUAUCAAGAUCCUGGGAGAACCGGAGAAGGUCACACAUGUAUGGAAAGGGGGUAAACUGUAUAAAGGUUCUCUGUGA